This is a messenger RNA of Aspergillus nidulans FGSC A4, 567 nucleotides long. Its product is annotated as putative plasma membrane H(+)ATPase. Lineage: Eukaryota; Fungi; Ascomycota; Eurotiomycetes; Eurotiales; Aspergillaceae. Gene Ontology annotation, cellular component: plasma membrane; membrane. Gene Ontology annotation, biological process: proton transmembrane transport. Bases 1 to 567 code for a protein of 188 amino acids. The transcript has 2 exons. The record is from RefSeq and is a predicted model, not a curated record. Gene Ontology annotation, molecular function: ATP hydrolysis activity; P-type proton-exporting transporter activity; ATP binding.
AUGCUCACAGGCGAUGCCUUGGCAAUUGCUAAAGAGACGUGCAAAAUGCUCGCCUUGGGUACGAAGGUAUACAACUCGGAUAAGUUGAUCCACGGCGGUCUCAGUGGAGCCAUGGCUGGUGAUUUGGUUGAGAAAGCGGAUGGCUUUGCAGAGGUGUUCCCAGAGCACAAAUAUCAGGUGGUCCAGAUGCUUCAAGAACGCGGCCAUCUUACUGCAAUGACUGGCGAUGGAGUCAACGACGCACCGUCCUUAAAGAAGGCAGAUUGCGGUAUUGCUGUUGAAGGAGCAUCUGAGGCGGCCCAAUCAGCAGCGGACAUCGUCUUUUUAGAGCCUGGCUUGUCAACGAUCAUUGACUCUAUUAAGAUGGCACGGCAGAUUUUCCAGCGGAUGAAGGCAUAUAUCCAGUACCGCAUUGCUCUUUGCCUGCAUUUGGAAAUCUACCUGGUGACAUCAAUGAUCAUCAUCAAUGAAAGUAUUCGUGUCGAACUCGUUGUCUUCCUAGCCCUCUUCGCCGAUCUGGCAACUGUUGCAGUGGCCUAUGAUAACGCCUCCUCGGUUGACGGUUGA